UUGCGUUCUGUUCUGUUGUGCUCUUCUUCAUUGCAUCACGAUUUUCCAGUGCCAACAGGUGUGAAUUUCGACUGUUGCGGAGCCGCUUAAGAACUUCGAGGUUGGAACAAAGGCGACUAACCUUGUCAAGAAAAUGAAGUCUUUUCCAUCAACAAGUUCCAACUGUGGCUCAUUUAUCAUGAUGGCACUAGCAGCUCUUUUGGUCUUGGAAAUUACAUCGACUAUUGUGGCAGCGUAUCCUGCAAGUUAUUCUGGCUACUAUUCACCAUUGGGCCUGGAAGAACAAAAUCCCGGAUAUGUCAAUCUACAACAAGCCAUUGCCAGAUUGAGACAGGCCUUUAUCGACAACAAUGAGCUGGAAAAUAAAAACAAUGUGGAGCAGUCCAUCACUGAUUUAAUCGAACUGAAUAAGGUCGCGUUCGAUGUAUGGUUUGGAAAUUAUUUGGAAAAGAUCAGAAUGAGGUCAGAUGAGAAUGAUGAUAAGCAUAUGGAAGCAAAGAGGUCUCAGAUUGCUGAAGUGCGAGGAACUCAACUUGACAGAUUCACUCUCGACGGUACUUUAAAAAGAACUGCUGAUUUCGGGUCAGAUCGAGGUCACACUGGUCAAAAGGAAUACGCAAUACGGUACUGGAGUCAUUUAGGAUAGGUUUGAUUUUGUGUUGUCAAAUAGUAUUUCUUAAGUUUAUCAUUUUAUGUAAAAUAUUUUAAUAAGAAAUACUUGCAUUGUGGCUAAAUUUAUAGAGGUCGACAAUAAAUAUAAAUUUUAAAUAUUAUAA
Molecule: messenger RNA, 776 nt
Organism: Ceutorhynchus assimilis (cabbage seed weevil)
Lineage: Eukaryota; Metazoa; Arthropoda; Insecta; Coleoptera; Curculionidae
Source: the annotation of a GenBank genome assembly